Molecule: messenger RNA, 1458 nt
Organism: Diprion similis
Lineage: Eukaryota; Metazoa; Arthropoda; Insecta; Hymenoptera; Diprionidae
Gene: 14-3-3zeta
Product: 14-3-3 protein zeta
Exons: 5
Coding region: 405-1172 (255 amino acids)
Biological process (GO): signal transduction
Cellular component (GO): cytoplasm
Source: RefSeq, a predicted model, not a curated record
AGUCGUUGUGCGGGAGUGGUCCACGAGUGAUGUGUGGUGUUAAGUGUGACUGAUAGGAAAAGAGACGUAGUAGAGUUUUCUUAGCACCCCCGGGGAUCCGUCGCGGUCGAGAUAUAAAGAAAUUUCCACCAACAAUAAGAAUUAUUUCUCGUCAUACCCGCAGAGUACCGCUUCUUUCCUCUCCCUCCCUACCUCCACUCUAAAUAUAGGAGACUCAAUCUAGUCAGCCACGUUCUUGUCCCUCCUCUAUCCCCCCCACCCCGCGCACCACCCGCCCGUUCACACACUCAUACAUACACAUACACACACGCACCCGAAACCCGCCGGUGUAUCGAACGGAGUGUAUAUUUAUUUCUAAAAGCGUAUUUAUUGUACAAAAGACUGUUUAAACAGGAGCCGACACAAUGUCCGUGGACAAGGAGGAAUUGGUGCAGCGUGCAAAGCUCGCCGAACAGGCUGAGAGGUAUGACGACAUGGCAGCCGCGAUGAAGGCUGUCACCGAAACUGGUGUUGAAUUAUCGAACGAAGAGAGAAACCUGCUCUCUGUUGCCUACAAGAAUGUUGUUGGCGCGCGGCGUAGCUCGUGGCGAGUAAUUUCCUCCAUUGAGCAAAAGACAGAAGGUUCGGAACGCAAACAACAGAUGGCAAAGGAGUACCGGGAAAAGGUUGAGAAGGAACUGCGCGAAAUUUGCUAUGAUGUUCUGGGAGAUGGUGUCGCUAUGUUGCAGGGACUCCUGGACAAGUACCUGAUCCCCAAAGCCAGCAAUCCUGAGAGCAAAGUAUUCUACCUUAAGAUGAAGGGUGAUUACUACAGGUAUCUCGCAGAGGUUGCCACUGGCGAAAUCAGAAACACUGUGGUAGACGACAGCCAGAAGGCGUAUCAAGACGCGUUUGAAAUCAGCAAGUCCCAGAUGCAGCCUACUCACCCCAUCAGGCUGGGUCUCGCCCUCAACUUCUCGGUUUUCUAUUACGAGAUCCUGAACUCUCCAGACAAGGCCUGCCAAUUGGCCAAACAGGCAUUCGACGAUGCGAUUGCGGAGCUGGACACAUUGAACGAGGACAGCUACAAAGACUCUACACUUAUCAUGCAGCUGUUGCGUGAUAACCUUACUCUAUGGACAAGCGACACGCAGAACGAAGGGGAUGAACCACAGGAGGGAGGCGAUAACUAACCCUCAUAAUUUAAGUCCAAUCCUUCUAAUCUAAAAACAAAAGAAAAAAACAACAUCCUAUUCUAUAGUCCUCCCUCCCAACUCCCAUUUCCCGUAUCCUUUCGCCCUCACGUAUAUAUAUUUCCCUUUCGUAUAAAUCUCCUCCUAAUAAAAGUGAACUUCUCUAUUAAAAUGCAUUCUUUGCACGCUACACGUGGUCUCAAAUUGUUAAAUCUCGACAUUAUAUUGAACAACUUAUUAUUAUAAUCGUUGAGUUAGAGAGAGAGAAAAAAAGAGAGAGAGAGAG